Molecule: messenger RNA, 630 nt
Organism: Poecile atricapillus (Black-capped chickadee)
Lineage: Eukaryota; Metazoa; Chordata; Aves; Passeriformes; Paridae
Product: claudin-4-like
Exons: 1
Coding region: 1-630 (209 amino acids)
Biological process (GO): bicellular tight junction assembly; cell adhesion
Cellular component (GO): plasma membrane; bicellular tight junction
Molecular function (GO): structural molecule activity
Source: RefSeq, a predicted model, not a curated record
AUGGCCUCCAUGGGGAUGCAGGUGCUGGGCAUCGCCCUCUCCGUCAUCGGCUGGUUGGCUUCCAUCCUCUGCUGCGCGCUGCCCAUGUGGCGGGAGACGGCCUUCGUCGGGAACAACAUCGUGGUGGCGCAGAUCAUCUGGGAAGGGCUGUGGAUGAGCUGCGUGGUGCAGAGCACGGGGCAGAUGCAGUGCAAGGUCUACGACUCGCUGCUGGCCCUGCCACAGGACCUGCAAGCCGCCCGUGCCAUGGUGGUGGUGGCCAUCGUCCUGGCCAUCCUGGGCACCCUGCUGGCCGUCGCCGGGGGCAAGUGCACCAAUUGCGUGGAGGACGACACCGCUAAAGCCAAGGUCAUGAUCCUCUCCGGCAUCAUCUUCAUCGUCGCCGGUGUCCUCAUCCUCAUCCCCAUCUCUUGGUCAGCCAACAGCAUCGUGCAGGACUUCUACAACCCGCUGGUCUCUGACUCGCAGAAGCGGGACCUGGGCUCGUCCCUCUACGUGGGCUGGGCGGCCUCGGCGCUGCUGCUGCUCGGGGGGGGCAUCCUGUGCUGCACCUGCCCCCCCCGCGGGGACAAGCCCUACUCCGCCAAAUUCACGGCUGCUCGCUCGCUGCCAGCCAGCAACUACGUGUAG